AUGAAGGGAUGCCUGGUCCUGCUCGGCCUACUGGCUGCAACCUCCCCCGCGACUGCGGCCCUGAUAUCCUUCAAAAACGGGGCUCUGACAAAGACAAACCGCAACUGUGACGGCUCGGUGAUUGGAUCACCACAGACACAGACCUUUGGCACCGUCGAACUGAGCCGAGUUGGGAAUCAACUGGUCGCCGUGCCGGUCCUGUUAGGAGGAACCCCGAACAAAUCCUUCAAUGUCCGCCUCAUUCAGCUGAACGCUGGAGGAGCCCUCAAUUGCGGAACCUGUGCCAGUGGCGGCGGAACCUUGAACACCAACAAUGCCGGCAUUGGAAACGGCUAUGUGCAACAAACGAUAUUGCCAGGCGCGACUUCGGCGUGGGUGGACCUGAAUCAAAAGGAUAACUGUGAUAACUUUUAUGAUAUUGCCCCGCUGCCACUGACUUGA
This is a messenger RNA of Penicillium nucicola, 441 nucleotides long. RefSeq lists its product as uncharacterized. The transcript has a single exon. Bases 1 to 441 code for a protein of 146 amino acids. The record is from RefSeq and is a predicted model, not a curated record. Lineage: Eukaryota; Fungi; Ascomycota; Eurotiomycetes; Eurotiales; Aspergillaceae.